Chironomus riparius is the source of this 2666-nucleotide messenger RNA. The record is from the annotation of a GenBank genome assembly. Lineage: Eukaryota; Metazoa; Arthropoda; Insecta; Diptera; Chironomidae.
GAAAAAUUUCUCAAGAAACUUUAAUUCAACAACAUUUAAAUAAAUAUUAAGCCAUACGGAGGAUACUUUGAGGUCUAAAUUCAGCAUAUAAACUAAAUUAACAUUAGCUUGCAUUGACGAGACGUUUUGAUAGUGAUAGAAAAACUGUAAUUACAACAUAAUUCAUUGAUUUUAUCUGUAUAUACACACCAUACUUUUAUAUUUUUCUUCUUUUCCGCCCGUCGUCGUUUCUCGUCUGAAAAAAAAAGUGAAAAAAGAAAAAAUGGCACAUUGAGUGGAAAGUUGAAACGAAAAAAUAAUUAUUUCAUAUCGUCUGGAUGUCGAGAAUAAAAAUUCCAAUUUUUAAUUUCGCUCCUUAAUUGUGUUCAUAAGAUAAAAAGUCAUUGAUAUUGAUAAUUGAUCAUAAGAGACGACUGUUUAAUAAGCACGAUGGCUGAAAAGGGCAGUGGUAAGAGAUUUACCAAAGGAAAAGGAAAAGUAAUGACAUCAAAAUCAUCACCAGAAUCCGUUGAGCCAUCAUCACCAAUCAUUCCACAUAUACGUUGCCAAGAGAAUGCAGAACAAUUGCCAAAGUAUCAUGCUGCAUUAUCGCGAGCAUCAACCGGCGAAUUGCCACCCGAUGAUUUAGAGCACAUACAGGCAGAACUUGAAACCCUUUUAUCGACCGUUGCAUUAAGAUAUCGAGUAUUAAAAUCAGAAUUGGAAUCAAAUGAUAGUCGAAGAUCAAAGAAUUUAGAUCGUGCACCAAUUUCACGACGAGGUGGUGCAAGCUUAAUUCCAACAACAGUAAAUAAUAGUGGUAAACCACGAAAGUUUUCAGCCAAUUCACCACUCAAUCACCCGCCUACAAAAAUAUCUAAACUUAAAAACUCAUCAGCAUCACCCGCACCAAGUCAACAUACAGACGACAGUUCAGAUGUAUCAAGUCACAAUCCAAAACACAUAUACCAUCGUAAUGACACUCCAAAUAAAUUCUGGCUAUCAAUCGAACCAUUUACCGUGCCAAUUUCACAAGACGACAUUCGAUUACUAGAUGUACUAUUAGAUGAAUAUGCUGGAACAUUAGCACCACAAAUUCCAGAGCUAGGUCCACAUUAUGCAACAACGUGGGGUAUUGAGGAUGUAAAGGAGGAGCAAGAUACAAAUAAUCAACAACAAAUUGUGAAAGGUAAAAAGCCAAAUGGUCAACAAAAUGGUGAUGUGAUGCGCGUAUUAAGAAAUAGUAAGAAAAUGGGUGAGGGAAUAACAGGUCCAUUCACUCAAAGACUUGUAAGUGCACUCAUGGAAGAGAAUCUCAUAAAUGACGGACAUCAUCAUCCGACAGCAACAUCCACCACAACAACAACAACAAGUACUGAAAAUUCCAAUAGUAGUCUUGAAAAUAUACCAAAUAAUACCAAUAUGGUUCAUACGCGAAGUGCGACAAAUUUACUCAAAAAUGGCAUUGCGGCUGAGCGAAGGAUACGAAAAGAACUGAUUGAACAGGGAAUUUUAGAGGCAAAAGAUGUCACAUCGAGUGGCGAAGGUCAGGAGGAUAUAGACGAAGUACUUACAGAAGUACAAAAAGUACGAUCCGAUUUAAUUGCAAUUGCUGAAUCAAAUACUAGCCAAUUGACGACACUUAAAGAAGUCGCACAUAAUGAAUUGAAGCGACUGGAAAUUAAAAGGAAACUUGACGAUGUCGAUCACGAAAUCGUAGAACAGACUAAGCGUGUUCAACUUGCAAAACAAAAAGGUCGUUCACUAUCAAAGAGCGAACGAGAUGAAAUACUACGACUGAUUGAAAAGCAGAGAAAACUAAGUAAUGAAUUGGAUAACUUACAUCUCCCUGGAUAUACGACGAACUUCCUUACUUAGAUACUGUUUGUUCUCUCUCAUUCCUCUGUGAAUCGAAUCUUGUGAGAAUUUCUUUUUUAAUUAACUUUUUAUUGAACAAUUCAAAAUGUAAAAUGAUUCAAUGAAGAAAUCAAAUGGACAUUGUGGCUGAAUGGCUCAGCCAAAUGGCAUUUUUGCAUGCGACUAAUUAAAGGAUUCAAGUCAACUGAAAGUGUGAAUUAAUGUGUAUGUAAGUGCUAGAAAAUAACUUAAAUUUUCAAAAAAUGAGCAUAAUUUUUGGACAUAAUGAACUGAAUAGUCCCUAGACGCAUGCAUAGACCUUUGUCAAUCAGGUUUUUAAACGUACAAAAAUUCUUUUUUAGUGAUUUAAGAUCUUUAUGUAUAUUUGUGUCAGAGAAAAGGCAUUGACAUUCACAGUGCAAAGUCUGUUUUAUUGUGGUUUCAAGGUCAUUCGUGUUUACAUUUUAAUUUGGCAAAGGUCACAUCAAACAGUUGUAGCAAGGAGUGGUAAUUGAGCUUAAUUAAUUAAAAAAUAAUAGACAUGUCUGUUAGCACACCCUUGUAUAUUCACACUGCAGAAAUAAAUAAACCAGACAGCCAAAGCACUUGAAAUAGCUCGCUUGCAAAAAUGCACCCGGAUCGGGAUAAAUUGAUAAGAAAAUUUUUAAAUAAAUUAAAUGUAAGUAAUGAAUAAUAAGUAUUAAUUGAUAGUGGAAACUCUUCAGAAUGAGCCACGAAAAGCUCUUUUCUUAAUAAUAUAUCUAUCUGUUGGCUCACAAUCCCUUUAAAAAAUAAAAAUACACAUCUAUUGAUAGAAAAUAGGAAAUUUC